Anisakis simplex (herring worm) is the source of this 366-nucleotide messenger RNA. NCBI's taxonomy places the organism in Eukaryota, Metazoa, Nematoda, Chromadorea, Rhabditida, Anisakidae. The record is from the annotation of a GenBank genome assembly.
AUGAGCGUGUCAUAUACAACAGCUUUUCAUGCGAUCAUAAUCGAUCGCAAUAUUGAGGAACACAACGGUCUAAGAGAAGGCCUAACCAUGUCGAAUACCACCACGGUGUUCUUGUAUCAGGGUGGNCAACAAGAACAAGAGAAUAUCCAUCCAUGUGAACAACCCAGAGAGACGGGUCCUUGUGAUCGUUUCGUUACCAAAUGGUACUACAACAAAGCCGAUGGCACUUGUAAUCGUUUCCAUUACGGUGGAUGUGAGGGUAAUGCGAAUCGUUAUGAUACCGAAAAUGCUUGUAAGGCUGAAUGCGGUGAAUAUGCUGGUGAGUUCUCGAUUUGUUGGGAUCCCUUCAUUUACUGUAUUAACUAG